AUUAAAAUUGUGACCAAUCAGACCACAGUGGGCGGGGCGAGCGGCGACACGGCAGACAUCGCCUGCACACAGACACGGCGGAUCCAUGAGCGGUAACGAUAACAUCAGUGUUUCAGAUCAAGAAACGUGGUUUGAUCAACAUCUAGAGCUCCAGGUCUAAAGAAAUGGACUCCAUCUCACUGAUGGGCAGCAGUCCUGCAGGCAAUGCCUUCUUCCUUCCUAACGGCGUGAAGAACUGUCCCAGAGAAAGCUCCAGCAAGCCGUCGGUGGCCAUCAUCGGCUCUGGGGAUUUCUCCAAGUCUUUGGCCAUCCGUCUGCUGUGUAGUGGCUUUCAUGUUGUGGUGGGCAGUCGACAGCCCAAGCGGGCGGCUGAGUUUUUUCCUCAUGUGGUAGAUGUGACCCAUCACGAGGACGCAGUGGGCAAAGCUUCUGUUAUUUUCUUGGCUAUCCGCAGAGAACACUACUCUUCUCUCUGGGACAUCAAGCACCUCUUAGCUGGCAAAAUCUUGGUGGACGUCAGCAACAACAGGAGGUCGAACCAGUAUCCAGAAUCCAAUGCAGAGUACCUCGCUUCCCUAUUCCCAGAGUCUGAUGUGGUGAAAGGAUUUAAUGUCAUAUCAGCAUGGGCUAUGCAGUCAGGCCCUAAAGAUGCUAGUAGACAGGUGUACAUCUGCGGUAACUCAGUGGAAGCGCGGCAGCAGGUCAUCGAGUUGGCCCGGCAGCUCAGUUUCAUUCCUGUGGAUAUGGGCACACUUACCUUGGCAAAGGAAAUAGAGAACAUGCCGUUGCGGUUGUUUUCAGACUGGAAAGGUCCCGUUCUGACUGCUGUUUCCAUUUCCAUCUUCUUCUUUGCUUACUCUUUCAUUCGGGACAUCAUUCAUCCAUAUUUGAAAAAUGGGCAAAGCUUUUUUUAUAAGAUCCCACUGGAGAUUGUGAACAGGACACUUCCGGUGGUGGCUAUAACUGUGCUGGCGCUGGUGUAUUUAGCGGGUCAGCUCGCUGCUGCGCACCAGCUCUUCUAUGGCACUAAGUUCCGGCGCUUUCCUAGCUGGCUGCAAGGAUGGUUACAGAGCCGCAAGCAGCUGGGCUUGCUCAGCUUUUUCUUCGCCUGCAUCCAUGUACUCUACAGCCUCUGCCUGCCCAUGAGGAGGUCUGAGAGAUAUCUGUUGCUCAAUAUGGCGUACCAGCAGGUUCAUGCCAACGUAGAAAACUCGUGGAAUGAGGAGGAGGUGUGGAGAGUGGAGAUGUACGUGUCUUUUGGUAUAAUGAGUCUGGGCCUUCUCUCUCUCUUGGCCAUCACGUCCAUUCCAUCAGUAAACAGCGCCCUCAACUGGCGAGAGUUCAGCUUUAUCCAGUCCACACUUGGCUAUAUCGCCCUGCUUAUCGCCACCGUCCACGCACUGCUGUUUGGCUGGAAGCGGGCGUUUGAAGAGGAGUCGUAUCGUUUCUACAUGCCGCCCACCUUUGUAGUAGCCGUGGCUCUGCCUGUCACGGUGAUUGUGGGUAAAGCUGUGUUAAUGAUGCCUUGCGUGGCAUGGAGGCUGAAGAGAAUCCGCAGAGGCUGUGAUGACCGUCAGCAUCAUGCUUAUCGUGAGAGACCUGCAGCUCAUGUUUCCCCAGAAAGAGUCACCAUCAUGUAGCAUCAUCUGUACUUAUCUAAUAUCUCAGCAAUAGCUCAGCCUCCUUCCUACCAUGCAGUGUCCCUCUGACAAAUAGAAGCAAUGGUUUGCUUUGUUCGGUUUGUUUUAGUACAUGUUGUGUUUUUGUGUGUCACAUGAUUGGUGCAUGAGAUGAAUUUGGAGUCACACUGGCUCCAUUUAGGCCAUGUGCUCUGACCAUAUGCUGUGGUAACAUUCCGAUUUGUAUGUUAUAGGAAAAUAAUCAUUGUUGUUUUAUUCCAUUUAUUUGACCACAAUUUGCCAAAGAUUUUUUUUGUUAAUUAUUAUUCAUGAAUGGGAAAAUAAAUGUAUAUCCAUUUAACGUCCACAAAACAUUACAUUCCUGUUAUCACUUAUGAUUUAGCUUCUAUAAUUGUUCCAUCACAAAAAUACAGCUUAUUUCCACAAAACUCCUAAACAUAUCUUCUGUCCUUAGACUUUCCUGUGUUGGAACACCAUUUCCCCUCAGUGUUACAAAGCACUGUCAAAGGAGUCUCCUUCCAUAAAUGUGACGAAAUUCUGUUUAGCAGAUGCCCUUAUUCAGAGUGACUUAUUAUUUAUAUCAUUUAUAAAAUGUAGGCUUAAGGACCUUGCUAAAGGGCCCAACAGUGUGAGCUUGGCAAUGCUGAGAUUUAAACUCAUGAUUUUCUAGUCAGUAGUCCAGAGACUGAGUGACCCCUUCCCCAAGUAAAAAAUCAAAAAUUCUAGCUAUUUUUAAAUAGCAACAAUCUAUGUAUUAUUACACUUACAUGACUUGGUGUGCAUGUUUCUGUGAGUUAGUUACUAUAGAAACAAUACAUCAAUGACCAAGUGAAAUAAUCUAAAACUUUCUGUGAAAGCCUUUAUAAAAUUAAUUAACAUUAAUCAACACUUACUGACGGAUUAGAUUUUAGAAUUCAGCGCUGUAGUGAACCGUACCUUACUUGUUUUUCACAAUACAAAGCAUCAGAUGCUGAACAGUGUCAGGUUUAUUCAUGUUGCAGAGUGGGUAGUUUGCUGUGCUGGUCUGGUUCUUACAGUGAACUUUUGCAGCUGUAGUUACAAAAGCAAUAGCAACUAUCAAGCAUAACCCAUCAGCAGAACAUAUUUCUACUGUUUUAUGUUACUAAAAGGUACAUUUGCUGUUUUUGUGGAAAUGUUUUAAAGUUAAGCCUAAUGCUGUGAUUUCUGCAUAUGUGAUAAACAAGUAAAAUCUAAACGGUCACUCCUGUCAUUAAAUGGGUAUUGAUUGUAUUAGCAGGAACAAUGAGGUACAAAUAAUUAACAGAUCAACCAGGAUUCUUUAUAAUUCAUCUCAAUGAUACUACAUAAUAGCCCUUGCUUCAAAACUCCUAUGUAGGCUACUACCAAUGUCUGUUCAUUGCAUUUAUCUAAGUAUGUAAAGUGAAUCGUUUGACAGUGAGCUGUAAUAAAGUUUAAUGGUGUAACUGGUGA
Messenger RNA from Tachysurus fulvidraco (yellow catfish), 3092 nucleotides. Its product is annotated as metalloreductase STEAP2. The record is from RefSeq and is a predicted model, not a curated record. The transcript has 5 exons. Lineage: Eukaryota; Metazoa; Chordata; Actinopteri; Siluriformes; Bagridae. Gene Ontology annotation, molecular function: cupric reductase (NADH) activity; ferric-chelate reductase (NADPH) activity. Gene Ontology annotation, cellular component: endosome; plasma membrane. Gene Ontology annotation, biological process: copper ion import. The coding region runs from base 165 to 1640 and encodes 491 amino acids.